This is a messenger RNA of Egretta garzetta (little egret), 6109 nucleotides long. RefSeq names its product apoptosis resistant E3 ubiquitin protein ligase 1 (gene AREL1). Gene Ontology annotation, biological process: proteasome-mediated ubiquitin-dependent protein catabolic process; negative regulation of apoptotic process; protein polyubiquitination. NCBI's taxonomy places the organism in Eukaryota, Metazoa, Chordata, Aves, Pelecaniformes, Ardeidae. Gene Ontology annotation, molecular function: ubiquitin-protein transferase activity. The transcript is spliced from 19 exons. The record is from RefSeq and is a predicted model, not a curated record. The coding region runs from base 543 to 3014 and encodes 823 amino acids.
CAUCUGAACCUGCUCAUUUCAGGGGGUCUUCUAAUGAAAUGAGACUGUGACAGGUGGAGGUUGAGGAUAUGGUGAAGCCUAGCACCUCAUCAACAGCGAUACCUUUGUAGCAACUCUCUUAUGGAUUUGACAUCUAGUGGUACUCUUGCAUCUUACACCUCUCACAUGUUUCUACUUGUGAGAUUUGUCCACACCAAUGGAGAGAUCUAGCUUUUCUCUCUCCGUUUCUUCCUUUCCCAGGGAAGCUAGCAAACGACAGGCUACAGGGAGCAGCACUGCCGAACAACCUUUUUCAACAAAGAGGAAGAAAUUGCUGUGUUCAGGUCCUCACCUUUCAGCAGUGACUCUGUGAUGCAAGUUCCAGGAGUUUAUCUUUCUGUGAUAAUCUCUAUGGCUUCUUCUUGCUGACAUUUGCCCCAGUGUUGGGCCCAAAGAGGAAGGAUGCUGAAGAAUGGGUACCCCCCUUCUGGCUUUUAGAACAUGGGCACUUGUCUAAAGAUGCAGCUGUGAUCCUCGGCUGUGUGUCUCACCGAAGGGACCUGAUGUUUUACAUUAUUGGUGGGAUCACGGUAUCUGUGGUAGCUUUCUUCUUCACCAUUAAGUUCCUCUUUGAGCUUGCCGCACGUAUAGUCAGCUUCCUUCAGCAUGAGGACCGGGAACGCCGAGGGGAGCGAACUAUAUAUGACUACGUGCGAGGCAACUAUUUGGAUCCCCGGUCCUGCAAAAUCUCCUGGGAUUGGAAGGACCCCUAUGAGGUGGGCCAUAGCAUGGCCUUCCGAGUGCAUUUAUUCUAUAAAAAUGGACAACCCUUCCCUGCUCACCGGCCUGUGGGGCUGCGAGUUCACAUCUGCCAUGUGGAGCUAGCAAUUGAUAUUCCUGUAACCCAGGAAGUUCUUCAGGAGCCUAAUUCCAAUGUGGUGAAAGUGGCCUUCACUGUGCGCAGGGCUGGGAGAUACGAGAUCACUGUAAAACUCGGUGGCUUGAAUGUGGCCUACAGCCCCUACUACAAGGUGUUCCAGCCAGGGAUGGUGGUUCCUUCCAAAACCAAAAUUGUCUGCCAUUUCUCCACUCUGGUGCUGACCUGUGGGCAGCAGCACACUCUGCAGAUAGUUCCCAGAGAUGAGUAUGACAAUCCCACCAGCAAUUCUGUGUCCCUGAUAGAUGAGCACAAUUACAGCCUCUCCAUCCAUGAGCUGGGUCCCCAAGAAGAAGAGAGCUCUGACGUUGUAUUUGAGAAGUCUGUAGUGUCCAAUCGGCAGACUUGUGAAGUGUUCUUCCGACUCACCUUGCACUCCAGGGGGUGUUUCCAUGCCUGCAUUUCCUACCAGAACCAGCCCAUAAGCAAUGGUGAUUUUGACAUCAUUGUUCUAAGUGAGAAUGAAAAGAACAUUGUAGAACGCAAUGUGUCCACCUCAGGUGUCAGUAUUUACUUUGAAGCCUACCUUUAUGAUGCUCCUAGUUAUACCAACACUCAGUGGCAACUUCCACCAGCGCACCUGAGCUCCUCCCAGCGCCGUCCUUCUACUGCAACUGAGGAUGAAGACGAAGAUUCUCCCUCUGACAGCCAAACCCUGGAGAAAGUGAAGAAACCUAAAAAAGUGUACUGCUAUGUGUCACCUAAGCAAUUCUCAGUGAAAGAAUUCUACCUGAAGAUCAUUCCAUGGCGCCUUUUCACCUUUAGAGUAUGUCCUGGCACAAAGUUUUCAUACCUUGGUCCUGACCCUGUGCACAAAUUACUGACACUGGUGGUGGAUGAUGGGAUCCAACCCCCUGUGGAGCUCAGCUGCAAGGAGAGGAACAUCUUGGCAGCCACUUUCAUUCGCUCUCUGCAUAAAAACAUAGGAGGCUCUGAGACCUUCCAGGACAAAGUGAACUUCUUUCAGCGAGAGCUACGUCAGGUACAUAUGAAAAGACCUCAUUCGAAGGUCACGCUGAAGGUCAGCCGUCACUGUCUGCUGGAGUCGUCUUUCAAAGCAACACGAAAUUUUUCUGUUUCUGACUGGAGCAAAAACUUUGAAGUGAUUUUUCAGGAUGAAGAAGCUCUGGACUGGGGAGGUCCACGCAGAGAGUGGUUUGAGCUCAUCUGUAAGGCGUUAUUUGAUACCACAAAUCAACUCUUUACCCGCUUUAGUGAUAACAACCAGGCCUUGGUGCAUCCAAAUCCAGGACGUCCCACAUAUUUACGACUCAAAGUGUACGAAUUUGCAGGCCGCCUAGUAGGAAAGUGUCUUUAUGAAUCAUCUCUGGGAGGUGCUUACAAACAACUGGUUCGAGCUCGCUUCACCCGAUCCUUCCUGGGUCAGAUCAUAGGACUUCGUAUGCAUUACAAGUAUUUUGAAACAGAUGACCCAGAAUUCUAUAAAUCCAAAGUUUGUUUCAUACUGAACAAUGAUGUGAGUGAAAUGGAUCUGGUCUUUGCUGAAGAGAAGUAUAGCAAAACAGGACAACUGGAGAAGGUGGUGGAACUGGUGACAGGAGGGGCUCAAGUACCAGUGACCAAUGAAAACAAAAUCUUGUAUCUAAAUCUGCUUGCGCAGUACAGGCUGGCUACUCAGGUUAGGGAGGAGGUGGAUCACUUCCUGAAAGGUCUUAACGAGUUAGUUCCUGAGAACCUCCUGGCUAUUUUUGAUGAGAAUGAGCUUGAGUUGCUUAUGUGCGGUACUGGAGAUAUCAGCGUCUGUGACUUCAAGGCACAUGCUGUAGUGGUUGGAGGAUCUUGGCACUUCCGUGAGAAGGUCAUGAGGUGGUUUUGGACUGUGGUCUCCAGUUUCACACAGGAAGAGCUGGCCAGGCUCUUGCAGUUCACAACUGGUUCCUCCCAGCUGCCCCCAGGAGGGUUUGCUGCACUCUGUCCAUCUUUCCAGAUCAUUGCGGCUCCAACUCACAGUACUUUGCCGACAGCCCACACUUGUUUCAACCAGCUGUGCCUCCCUACUUAUGACUCCUAUGAAGAAGUGCACAAGAUGUUGCAGCUAGCUAUCAGCGAGGGUUGUGAGGGCUUUGGCAUGCUGUGAUUUCCCCUUUUCAGGAGACUACUUAGCCUCCUGGCUCUUUGUGGCAAGACCCAGGUUCAAUCCUCUGCUUGUUCUCCUUUCCUUCACAUGGGCAAUGGAGGCAGAGCAAAGACUCCAUGUAAAGGAAUUUGUCAUCCAGAAGAUGUCACGUGGCCUUUCCGUAUCCCAAAUAUGUCAUCGAGAGCUCAUCUUUUCCCUUUUCCUCAUUCUCCCUUUGGUUCAAUGUGAAACAGCAAAAGGACUGUGGUGCAUUCAUCAAGGAGAUGUUGCACUUGAUUUCCCUGCACGCUGUACACCCAUCCUUCUGUGAGAAGAUGAAGUUCAUAAGCAGAAGUUACAGUGAGGUGCAGGAGAUCUGCUGAGCUGCUGUUAUCGUAGCUCUCUGGGAGGAACAGGGAAGACCAGCAUGGAGCUCUGCUGGAAACCUGGCUCACGGGAAGCCUUAGUAACUUUCCAGGUCUUGGCUCAAACUCCUCCAAAUGAUGCUCCCCGAUAGCUCAUCUACCCCUAUGACUCAUGAAGAGUAUAGGGUUGUCCAUCCUUUCAUCACCUGACCCAGAAGGGUUUCUGAUUCUCCUUUUCCAUCUUGCUCUGGAUGCUGCUGUUGCCUGUAUCACAGAGAAAAAUGGGCAGUAUCCAUGGGAGGGAGUAAUCCAGUGGGGAGAACAAUCUUAUCGGAGCACAAGUGCUGGCCCUGACAGUGAUCCUGUACUACCUCCGCCAGGGUCCAGCAGCAGAAGCGUCCUUCUCCAGCAGUGGCUGGUAAUGAGCCUCUGCAAAAUGAACUGGAAGAGGAGUUUCUCCUCCAUUGAAUGUUUCUGACAGUUGAUGUUGCACAGGAAGCUGUCCCACGCCCUUGCCUUCUUUUCCCUUCCUCAGGAGAGAAAGUAUGGGCAUGAGUGUGAUCCCUUAAUGCUGAGCACCAAUGUCUAUCCCACGUUCACCUUCAGGGUAUGUAUGUUAUGUAGUAACAGUGACAAGUCAGUAAGCAGCUACAGUGUGCUUGCGUUUGUUGUUGGGGUGAUGGUACUGGGCAGAACGUGGUAGCUCCACCCCGGCAUCCCACAGGGUCUUGGCUUCUACCUCUAUCAUGCAGCAGCCUGAGGCUUCUCUUUCUCUACUGCAUUUCAGGCAGAGUUUUCAGAGGGGUGCUGGUGCCUGGAGAGCAGCUGGCUUUCUGUCCUCCCAAUCUUCCUACCUUCUUUUUUCAGCUCUCCUUUCCUCCCGUUCCAUUCAGUGCUGCUGGCUUUCCAGCACUAAGUAUUAACUAGAACUUUGCUCAACAGCCUGCACUCACCAUGGUCUGACUUGUGGGGAGAGAAGUGGGCAGACCAGCAUGAGAAGUAAGCUUAUGAUUGGGGUAUGUUGUUCCUGGCAGUCCAUUCAGCCCUUCCCAGGGAAAUAAAGCAAAGGGGAACCUGGGAAUCUUGAUGAGUUCUUCAGUUAAUUAAAUUAAAGACCUUUAAGUUCUCAACAAUCCCUUAGACAGUUCAGGUCAGGAGUGAAAGGCACGCAGGAGUCGAGGUGUGAGAAACCUGCAUUGCUACUGUCUGUGGUGUAAGCUUUCACUGUAUUAUGGAAAUGCUGGAGUCUCAGACUGGCAUCCCUGAGCUAAUUUUAGAACACUGUAUUAGAUAAAAAGUCACAUCGUCCUCUUCAGCCCUGUUCUGCUGUCCUCAAGCUGAUCAGGUCAGACUUCUGCACAGUAUGGAUAUUUUAAGGUAAAGGUGUGUGCUUUUCCCUUAUAGCUUAGUUGAAUUGACUGGGAAUUUGGGGAAAACAUUCUAUUUCUAGAAAAUGUUUUCAAGGCAGCAUCUUAGCCAUUCUUGGGCUGAGUGUGUUACUUCUGUACAGAAAAAAAUAAGCCAUUUUGGUGCCAAAAAGCAGCCAGCUGAGCAUUGAGACUACUCAGGGGGAUUUCUUUGCCUUGUGAAUUCAUUCCCUUCCUGGCACUGAGAGGCUGCCAGCUUGAGAGUUGCCACUUGCGCUCUGACAGAUCAAUUUAGUAGUGGCUGUUCUCCCUUUUUUAGUACGGGCUCUGUUCUGCAAGGUCCUGACCUCCUUUGGGUGGAGAGUAUGGUACCAUUUUAUUUACACUGCUGGUGGCUUCUAUGGUCAGUAGAGUUACAGCUCCUGUGUUCUCCGUGCCACCACUUCACUGCUUUCUCCAGGGACCGAGAGGAGGUGGCGGUGCUCGGCUUAACUCCUGUUUUUUGGGAGGUGUAGCUUGGUGCUGUUCCCACGUUGCAGCCUUGUCUUGCAUCUCACCUGGUGAGGAUGUUUCCAGCCUUGUAGCUAUGGGCCAACUCUGCCAGUGACAUCUUCCUCAGGAAUCUUCUCCCUUCUUCUCUUGAGCUGGACUUUUUUAUUCUGAGGACAAAGUAGUUGGACAUUGGGCAGUCUUCCUCUGCUGGAAAGAGCUCCUACAUGCUUCUCAUUGCAUUGCAGCCAGCACCCCAUGCUUCCCAGCAGCUGUGCAGAUGCCAAGGACUUUCUUCUUAACACAAGUGCAGUCAGAACUGUGAUGGGUGCUCUUAGUCAACUAAACCUAUCCCCAUUGUUUCCACAGGCCCCUGGCUGGUCCCAUGUUUGAGAUCCAUCACAAUGUUUCUAAACUUGUCUCUAGCUUUAUACCUUUUCCCAGUGCAGUCACUUUUUAUGCUGCCCUUAACACUGGCAAUGGGGAUGUGCUUUGGUCACCUCUACUGUAUGUUACUUCUGGCAGAGGCUCGUUACUUUUCUUUUUACCCUUUAUUUAUUCCCACUUAAUAGAGGCCCUUCUGUAGAAAUCUUUAGGAUCCUGGUAUCAUCUCAAGACAGGUUCCGUGUUUCCUGAAGCUGCUUUGAGGUGCAGAGGGCCUCGCUUCACCCUGUACCUGCAGGCCAUGUUGCAUGUUUUUAGAAACCAGGAGCUGUGGAUGAUACAGGUGAAAUCCUUGUUCCCUCUGAUGAAUUUCUGGCAGAGUUCAGCCAAAAUUUGGAAGCCUGUGGUUGUAGUAGCUGAUUUUGUAAAUAGUUUGUAUAAUAAAUAAAAUAUUUUAAAAAUGCUGCUUUCUCAGCUUAGCCUUCUUUUGGGGCUGUACAGAGAGAAUCGA